ACUGCACCAAAGACUCUGGAGUACUUGGCUUUGGUUGCCUCGCCUCCUGACGUCAUAGACACACGUCUGAGAGAUACGCGGGAAAACUGCCACAGUAAAAUGGAUCCAGCGGAGGUAGAGUUUCUCGCAGAGAAAGAGAUGGUAAAAAUCAUCCCGAAUUUCAGUCUCGACAAAAUCUAUUUGAUUGGGGGAGAUCUGGGUCCGUUUAACCCGGGUCUGCCAGUGGAAGUCCCUGUGUGGUUGGCCCUCAAUCUUAAACAAAGACAGAAAUGCAGGAUAGUUCCUCCAGAAUGGAUGGACACCGACAAACUAGAGGAGAUCCGUGAACAGGAGAGAAAACUAGACACUUUCACUCCCAUUCCGAGUCCUUAUUACAUGGAGCUAGCCAAGUUAUUACUCAACCAUUCUGCAGAUAACAUCCCCAAAGCCGAUGAGAUUCGAACCCUGGUGAAGGACAUCUGGGACACGCGUGUGGCCAAACUAAGACUUUCUGCAGAUAGUUUCAUCAGCCAGCAAGAGGCUCACGCGCAGGUAAAAUACAACUGCUAGUUAAUGCGACCUGUU
Sinocyclocheilus rhinocerous is the source of this 564-nucleotide messenger RNA. RefSeq names its product GINS complex subunit 2 (gene gins2). Bases 100 to 549 code for a protein of 149 amino acids. The transcript has 4 exons. The record is from RefSeq and is a predicted model, not a curated record. Gene Ontology annotation, cellular component: nucleus; GINS complex. NCBI's taxonomy places the organism in Eukaryota, Metazoa, Chordata, Actinopteri, Cypriniformes, Cyprinidae. Gene Ontology annotation, biological process: DNA replication; double-strand break repair via break-induced replication.